Messenger RNA from Macroventuria anomochaeta, 1634 nucleotides. RefSeq lists its product as uncharacterized. The record is from RefSeq and is a predicted model, not a curated record. NCBI's taxonomy places the organism in Eukaryota, Fungi, Ascomycota, Dothideomycetes, Pleosporales, Didymellaceae. Bases 189 to 1541 code for a protein of 450 amino acids. The transcript has a single exon.
UCGAUGGCGGUCUCUGAUUGGCUAGGCUGUGCCGCCUUACCAACCGGGCUGUGACGCCAUGUUCGACAAUUCCUCCCAUGCCUCAACACCAACACAGCCUAUCGCCGACCAGUAGCUGCACGAUGUUUUGGCCCUACCCAUGAGAAAGUACGCCUUGAUCGUUCGCUUACCUACUACCAAACCACGCCAUGCCGGACGAAGACGACUUGUUAGUCGUUGCCCCUAGUGGCGACCUCAUUCUCGAUGUGUCACAGGAAGAGGGCAGCCAGCAGUACUGCUACAGAGUGGUCUCGAAGACCCUACAGCAGAACUCGAGAUACUUUGAGAACCUCCUGAGCGCACGCUUCAGCGAAGGCCAGAAGCUUGCAGCAGCCCUUAAGGGUCUCAAGCUCGCGGGGCACGCGAGCCUCGAAGAUGCGCCUAUAGAGAGCCUACCCCGGAUACCGAUUGUCAAUGCAGGCCGAAUUGCCAUUUCCAAGGUAUCUUCGAUACGGAACCUCGUUGCAGACUUCUUACGCGCCAUCCAUGGCCUCGACCUCGCCGUUGCCAAUCCGCCUGUCGCGAAUAUCGCCAACUUAGCCGUUGUCGCUGAUCGAUUUGAUGCCGUCGAGUGUGUGGCAAAAUAUGUUCAGAGGAAGAAGUUCCUACAAAUGACGGAAGCGAAGUCGAAAGGACGAACAAGCCCGGCUCUGACGGAAGAAAGGGUACGCCAGAAGCUCUUGAUCGGCCUACUUCUCGACUACCCACCGUGGGUCACACGCUACUCGAAACACUUGAUCAUGCGCGAUUCGGUACAGUGGGGUCCAGACGUCGAGGAGGAUCAUACGAAGGCAUUGUGGUGGGACAUACCGAACGGCGUAGAAGACGAGAUGAUACAGCGGAGAGAGCACAUAUUGGAGACUAUCAACUCUCUGCAGGCGCAUUUCCUAAGGCUUUAUACGUCAGGAGACCGGCAGUGCAAAUUGGGCUACGACACGUCGCUGCAGUGUGACUCUUUCCAGCUAGGAGAGAUGAUCCGCUUCUUCACCAAGAUCGACACUUUGCACAUGCAAGGCAAGAUCUACGAUAAUACCGAGCCAACAUACUAUCAAGGAGAUAUCGAGCGUCUAUUGUCCACGCUUCGCCAGACUUCGAGUUACCAAGUCGACAGCAACCAUGCCCAUUGCGGUCUUCGGGUGCGGCUCAUGCCUUUGCUCGAUCUAUUGCAGGACCACUUAAGCCUCAGCACUGGCAACUCAGACAUCGGCAUCUGCGGCGACUGCUGGGCGGCGCACCGCUCAGAGUACGCCUGGAGUUUGGCCAAGCGCCCCGUUCUGUGGACAGUCCCGCGACACCUCAGCACUACUCGAGCACCCAUUACGAAUGGAACAGCGAAGAGGCAGCAGAAUAUGUUAGGUGGAUGUCUCGGCAGGCAUCUGGCGGUGAGGGACCUUUUUAUGGCUGUUGAAAGAAAUUGGACAGAUGGACAAGUUAGUGGUCCUGCGUUGGGCUGGGCAAAUAUGAGCCUCAGCUUAGACCCGAGGAUUACGGGGAGACGGUGAGGGCGAUCGCAGAGCCUCAUGAUGAGCUUGUUUAGACGUCACUCGGGUCCUGUGUUGCCCUGGUUAUGGGCACUAGGCUAUCGUUUCCCACCG